This is a messenger RNA of Dromiciops gliroides (monito del monte), 6184 nucleotides long. RefSeq names its product PML nuclear body scaffold (gene PML). The record is from RefSeq and is a predicted model, not a curated record. NCBI's taxonomy places the organism in Eukaryota, Metazoa, Chordata, Mammalia, Microbiotheria, Microbiotheriidae. Gene Ontology annotation, cellular component: nucleoplasm; chromatin; PML body. The transcript is spliced from 11 exons. Bases 244 to 2976 code for a protein of 910 amino acids. Gene Ontology annotation, biological process: PML body organization; intrinsic apoptotic signaling pathway in response to DNA damage; positive regulation of DNA-templated transcription. Gene Ontology annotation, molecular function: ubiquitin-protein transferase activity; zinc ion binding.
GGGGCGGGAGUCCCUUCCGUCUCCCACAUACUGUGAUUCAGAGAUCAGCGUUGGCUCUGGUGGUCAGAGGAGGCUCCAUCUUGAAGGUUGAGGAGGGGGAGAAGGCCUCGUUCAAUGAGCACAAGUACAGAGGUGGUAAAAUUGAUACUCUAGGUGCAGAGGAAGGGCUCGGGAGGUCGCUGUCAUCGGGAACUGCAUCCUGCACUGCCUUCCUCCCAGGUCGGUCCAGCCCGAGGAGGCCAGAUGUCCCAGAACGAGGAGUCGGGGUCACCCGCAGAGAAUCGAAACCCUGGGGCACUUUCCGUGACAACGGAGUCCGCCCCCUCCGUGCACAACCUGGCAGAGGACCCUCUUCCGCCUUCGUCCCCUUCUCCUCCUGUCCUAGUGCCGGAGGCUACGACUUCCACGUGGUCCUUCCCCACUGACCCGGUGCCUCCCAGCCAGCCCGAAGCUAGCACCAGCGGCGGUACCGAAGCCAGCUCAAGCGCCAGCUCCAGCGCCAUGGAGGCCAUAGAGGAGGAGUUUUGUUUCCUGCUGUGUCACAACUGUAAAUCAGAAUCUAAAUGUCCUAAGCUCCUAUCCUGCUUACACACCAUCUGCUCUAAGUGUUUGGAGACCCAAGAGUCAGCCGGGAAAUGCCCUGUCUGCCUGGACUCCCAUAGCCGAGAGACCGACCAACGUUCCAUGGACAACCUCUUCUUCGAGAGCCUGCAGCGUCGAAUUUCUGUCUACCAAAACAUCGUCCAGGGUGGGGAAGAAGCCUCUUGUAACCGAUGCAGGGAGCCUGCCGAUUUCUGGUGUUUCGAGUGUGAGCAGCUCAUUUGUACCAGGUGUUUUGAGGCUCACCAGUGGUUUGUGAAGCACGAGGCAAGGGCCGUAGAAGAUCUGAGAAAAGAAUCUGCCAAGGAGUUCCUGGAUGGCACCCGCAAAUCCAACAACCUCUUCUGCCCCAACCCUACUCAUCGGACUCCAUCCCUUACCAGCAUCUACUGCCGAGGGUGUGCCAAACCCAUCUGCUGCACCUGUGCUCUCUUGGACAGCAACCACAAGGACCAGUACUGUGCCAUCAGCACCGAGAUCCAAGAGCGGCAAGAAGAGUUGGCCAAGGUCACUGGAGACCUGAAGACACAAGAGCAGAUCUUCAACGAAGCCCACGGUAAGAUCCAGGCAGCCGUCAGCCACCUGGAACAGGUGAAGAAGGAGACGGAGGAUCUGAUCCGUUCCCAGGUCCAAGUCAUGGUGGAGCAGAUCCAGGCCAAGGAGAAGGAACUCCUGGAGAGCGUGGAGGUUCAGUACCAGCAGAACUACGAGCAGAUGGGCGGGGAGCUUCAGCACCUGAACAGCACCCUUCAGCGCAUCCAGAAUGGAGAGCUCUUGGUGGAAAAGCUGCAGCUCUACGCCUCGGAUCAGGAGGUUUUGGAGAUGCACACCUUCAUCCGGGAAGCUCUGGAGCACCUCAGCAAGGAGAAGCCUCUCAACAUGCAGGCUGUGGUCAAGAUUGAGGAGUUCGAAGAAUGCAAGGCCAAACUCCAGGCUCUGUUUGCACGAGUCACCAAGGAGAAAGCUUCUGAAGCAGCUAACCUUGAGAAAGAGGAGAAGAAGGAAGAACCCAUGGAGCCCACCACCAUCACCGCAGACAGUGAUUCGCAAAAUGAGAAGUUGCAGAAAGAGGGACAUGCCGCAGACAAUAAGACCGAAGCAGUAAAUCCUCCUGCACAUCCUGCUCAGGAGCAACGUCCUAAUAUCCAACCAAGGAAGAGAAAGUCUGCCCAGGCCAACAAAAUAGCCUCAAGGAAGAUGAUAAAGAAAGAAUAUGGGGAAAAUGGAAGACAGAAGAUGAAUAAAGUCUUCAAGCAACCCAGGGCCGGCACCUCAGGAGCGAACCAACCUGCCAAGAUGGAUGCCUCUCCCAACCCAGUGAACCCAGCCCUGGGGCCCGAGACGCGCCCCAUCCCAGAGCCCAGUGGUGAUAUCCACAUGGACGAACCAGAUGAUCCAGUUGUGGUAAUCAGCAGCUCUGACGAGUCCGAAGAGAGUGAGUCCUCUAGUGAUGUAGGGGACAGCAGUGACUCAGAAGAUCUUACAGAGUUUCCAGGCAUCACGAGGCCUCCCCCCAGCCAUCCCGGCGAAAACUUCAGAGAACAUAAUCAAGAAGAAAGAGCUUUGGUGUUCUUUGACCUCAAGGUUGACAGCAAAACUAAGAAGAUCAGCCAGCUGGCGGCUGUAAAUGGCGAGAACAAUUUCCGCAUCAUCAUCCAGCAAGAGGAGGCCCUUUUCAGCCUCUUUUCCCGGGGUGUCGCCAUGGAAGACGGCCUGCAGAAUUUCCUCUGCUACCUCCGCGCUUCCUCCCACCCCGUCCUGGUUGGCUACAAGCUCUGGUCCCCCAAUAUUGCUGUCUUCUUUAAGGCUCUCGAGACUUCCUCCAAAAAGGGGGAGUUCCAUGAGACCAUCUCGGGCUUCGUGGACAUCCUGCCCUUGAUCCGUGACAGAGUGCCGAGAGCCAGCAGCUACAAGCUGAAGGAUCUGGUCAAUACCUACCUAGCAAGAAACAUGAACGACAACAGCUCCCUGGCCUCGGUCCGGGCCAUGCGGGACCUCUGCAAGAUCCUGCAUAUCUACCCGGGCCAGAGCAUCAACCGCAAAGUGCUCCCCUUCUCUAACCUGGAUUGCUUUGCUUCCCUGCAGCCCCUGGUGCGUGUGAGCGUCCUGACCCUGGCCCAGGCCAGGAUCCUCGCCCUGCGCAAUGUCAGCCUCACAGAGCUGCAGGCGGCCUUCCAUGACAAUCCUGAGCGGGGACUCAAGAAAUACAGCCACUACUUGGCCUCUCAAAGCUCUCCAUCUCCCCCUUCCCUGCUGGGGCUUAGGAACUACCUCGAGAGCCUGCUGGCUAAUCCCAAGCCAGAGAGAAAGCAGGCUUCGGGUCCCCGCCGGGCUUCUGUGGGAAAAGCCUUUCCCCAGACCAAGAAUGCAGAGUGAGCUCUGCUGUGGGCCUGGGGGAUGGGAGGGAGAUGGAUCUGGGGGGCCAUGAGGCUCCUCCGGGCUCCAUGGGCCACAUUUCUGUCUCACUCUACUGUCCGAUGUUCUAGUCCCCAGAUCCCUUUCUAACUGGGCUUUCCUAUAUCUGCUUGGUCUAAAGGCUUCUGUGCAAUUUAAUUUGGAUGUUGUUCCCAUUCCUAACCCCUAGUCAAGGAGGGUUCUUUGGCAGACAGGGCAGAGACACCUGAAAGGUGUCUCUUUAUAGGACCAGACUAGAAAGGACCUCUGGGAAUGAGUGUGUGUGUGUGUGUGUGUGUGUGUGUGUGUGUGUGUGAGAGAGAGAGAGAGAGAGAGAGAGAGAGAGAGAGAGAGAGAGAGAGAGAGAGAGAGAGAGAGAGAGAGAGAGGAGGUGGAGGAAGGGUAACUUCACCUUCUCAGCCCCAGCUCACCCCCUCCUCAGGUCCCAGCAUAAUAAAAUAAACCAGGAGACCAUCUUGCCAUAUAGGCCCAGGUCCACGCUCCAGAUUAUCUAUCAGAAAGGCCAAGAGUAUCUAUCAGAAGGACAGGUCAGCAGUCUCCCUUGGAAAGUCCUCCCUCCCUCCGCACUAGCUCAGAUUUCAUCUAACAGGCCUCCUCAGCUCCUUAGGGCACAUAGACCCUUGCUUAGCUCUCUCUGGUGGCGCUUCCUGUCCCUCUCCACUGCAGAUGCUGUUCACUCCGCUGAGCUCUGGACAACUGCCUGAGACAUUCCAUACCCGAAUGCCACCUGCCUGGGUGUAACUCCAAGUGCCUUUCAUACUGGAAUUGCUGCCUGUGCAUGGUUGUGGCUCCCCUCCCCACCCCGAAGUCCCCCAGGCUCAGCUGCUUCUGCUCUUCAUUUACUUAGGUGCCUGGCUCUUCUUUUUCUCUUUCUCUUCCAUAUUUACAUAGGAAUUAACUCGAUUAAGUCACAGACAAGUUACUGAGUGAUUGAUGUCCUCCUGCUCUUCACUCAUGACUCUCUGCCCUGUCUUUGUAAUAUUCCCCCAGCUUCCUCCUCAGAAUUCCCAUUUCCCUUGCCCCCAAUUCCUCCCACACUCAUCUAGCUGCCGUGGGAGGCAGUGUGGUAUGUUGGAAAUCCAUGGGUCCAAGAAUCCUGUUAUUGGGUACUUAUGCCUACUCUAGCGCUACUUCCUGAGUGACUUUAGGCAGAUCACCUCUACUUUAGGGGCCAAAAUUCUUUCAGCUCUCAAAUGAGGGGAUUGAACUAGAGCCCUCUGAGGUCUCCUCCCCUCCCUAAUGUUGGGUGGUUUUAUAGUUCUGUUUAGCUCUUCAGAUACCUCUGGCUCUCUUCAGUCACCAUUCUGUUGAAGGGAUCCCUGCCCCCAAAAUGGAUCCUUUGUUUUGGGGCUUCCCAGUUGCAGAAAUAUAGAAGGUCCUGACCAUUAUCCAUCUCUUUGGCAGCAGGGUGAAGGUCAGAGGCCAUCCAGCUACUGGCCCACACUUACUGUCCCAGUUCCCUUUGGCUUUCUUGUCCCAGUGACAGGUGAUUUUAGCAUGCAGAAUAAAAGACACAGACAUGAGGACGCCCCACCCACACACAGCAGGGAAACAAGCUUUGAUUGAAGUAGCAUAUGUUCCCACCUUGGUCUUCAGUUAAGUGACUUCACAUGGGUUAGAGAUACAAGAAAUUCAGUUCCAUGUCUGAUCAUGGACAUCUUAAAAUGGGAGGUGAGGUCCAAGGGGCUUCCCUCUUAAUUUCCAAUUGUCACUACACCAGUGGAUCUCAGUUUUAGAAAAUCAGGUGGACAUCUGGAUUGAUGUCCAAGAAAAAUAGACAUGGCGGUAACUCACUGGACAAAAAGAUACUUCCUUUUGCAGAAGGAUUUGCUAUGGUAUUCUUAUAUAGGGGAGUGGACAUUGCAGGGCCUCCAUCUAGAAUUAAUUUGCUGUGUCCUACUGGGCAAGUCAGCUCACCUUUUUGGGCCUCAGUUUUUCUAUGAGUAAAUGGGCAUAAAAGUAAUGCCCUACCAUCUCUGACUUAAUGUAGCAGCUGUGAGAAUCUGAGGAGAGAUGAGCUAAGAGCCUGCCCUGGGAUGCCAGGGAUAGUUUUAAUUGUGAGCUCCUUGGCACAUUUAAAAUAGGUUCCAAAUUAUUCAGAGAGGUUUCAGCUUUGACCAAUUGACAAGCACCUUUGAACAAAGAUAGCUGUUUUGUAAGGUAGAGGGCACUUGCCUCACAAACAGAAGCUAUUUAUCAACAAUUUGGGGCUUGACUCAUAGUUCCUAUAUAGCAUUCUCUGUAGGAAAGACAAAGAGCCCUCUUUCCCUCUCAGUGACCUAAUUCAGUGUGGACUUCAACAUUUAGUAAUUCCAUUGUCACCUUGGGACUUUGUGUUUUCAGAUCUGCAAAUACUAUGUGACAAUAUUUCUGCCAAAAGAGUGGUUUGCUGUUUUCUCUCUGCCUUCACAUCUUAAGAUAAAUCCAUGCAUCCUAAAAGCUGAGCUCAUGGACCAUUGACUUUGCUCAGUUAAUGAUAAGUGAGAGAUGUCCCCUCUCUAAUACAUCCUCAUCUCUUCCCAUGCUAUAGACUAGCUCCUCCUCCUGAUAAGUGGGAUCACCACUGCCCUGGUCCUCAGAGUGACCACAAAGUGCGAAGGCUUGUCUUGGAAGAUCCAAGUCAUCUACCCAAGCCAAGAAUAGACUUUAACUGUUAAGAAGUAGUCAGUGAAUUCUCCUUUGGAAUGAUGGAUGGUCUAUGUUUUCUUUCUGCACUGAUGCUUAGCAGCGGCUGGUGCCUGUAUUGUUCUUGUAUCCUAUUGUUCAUUAUAGUAAGAUUUGUUCAUUUGUGCAUGUACUCAUCUGGCUGUCCAGAUCCAAGAGGAGGAGUCUGUCCCUCCUCAUUGGCCUACAGAUCAUUUCAUGUUAAUAUGGGGUAGGCCUGGGGGAAUAUGCAGCCUAAGGUGAGGGUGGGGGGGCGGGGGGGGCCUUUGGGAACUGACCAAUUGCCACUGUCAGUGAUCUGUACUGGUGGAUGCUUCUUCCUCUAGUGAAGUUCUAAUUAGUAGUGGAAUUAGGUCAUUCAACGCCAGCUUUUAUCCUGUUCAGUGUGAUGUCCUCCCAGUCAGCUAAGCCUGAUAUAUAUCCCAAAGUUGGGAAUCUUAGGGCCCCAGGGCUCCAAUAUAUGUGUAUCUUUGUUCUAUUAUCACCAUUAAAUGAUUUAACCCUU